This is a messenger RNA of Mercurialis annua (annual mercury), 792 nucleotides long. Its product is annotated as DNA-directed RNA polymerase I subunit RPA12-like. NCBI's taxonomy places the organism in Eukaryota, Viridiplantae, Streptophyta, Magnoliopsida, Malpighiales, Euphorbiaceae. The transcript has 7 exons. Gene Ontology annotation, cellular component: RNA polymerase I complex. Gene Ontology annotation, molecular function: DNA-directed RNA polymerase activity; nucleic acid binding; zinc ion binding. Gene Ontology annotation, biological process: termination of RNA polymerase I transcription; DNA-templated transcription. The record is from RefSeq and is a predicted model, not a curated record. The coding region runs from base 284 to 646 and encodes 120 amino acids.
CUUAAUUUUGUUUGAAAAACGAAAAACAAAAAACAAGAUUCUUUCUCUCUGCUGCCACUCCACCGCGCCAUUGCCACUACUCCGCCACUAUCUCCGCCGCUGCUCUUUCUCAGGGGGGGAGCGCUUGUGAGAGGAUUUGAACCGACGACCUAGCAGUUUGCUGGUCCGCGCUUAUACCAUUAUAAACCCUAGUUAAAGCCAAACCUUUAACAAUAUCCUUUGCUCUGUCUCAACUCUCUGACUCUCAGUGGUGUUCGUCUGUUCAGCUCUGUGUCAUUCCAGCAUGUCGGUUUCUCGUCGAGGUGAUGGUGCUGGAUUUAUGUUCUGUGAUUUAUGUGGAACUACACUGUCUUUUUCUUCAAUUGAUUACGCUCAAUGUCCUCACUGUAAAUUCAAGAAAAGCGCCACUGAGUUAUGUGGAAAAGAAAUAUGCUAUAAAGUUACCGCUGAGGAUAUGAGAAGGGAUUUGGGCAUUUCAAGUUUUGAGGGAAAGAUAGAAGUGAAGGACAUGGAGAUAAAUAAGAAAUGUGAAAAAUGCAGCAACACAAAGCUUAAAUUUUCUACCAGACAAAUGAGAUCAGCAGAUGAAGGACAAACUACGUUCUAUCACUGUCCGAAAUGCUUACAUACGUUUAGUGAAAACUGAGUUCCUGUAUCUUCAGAGCUUAUGCAAUCUGCAUAUGAUACAGGUUACUAUGUGAUUGUUUAAGGAUUUUGUUCUGCCAAAUUUUUAUUAAAUGUGUACAAACCAUUAAGUUGCUGAAUGAAAGUUUCACAUGCUUCUUGAUUUUA